Messenger RNA from Zasmidium cellare ATCC 36951, 1194 nucleotides. RefSeq lists its product as uncharacterized. NCBI's taxonomy places the organism in Eukaryota, Fungi, Ascomycota, Dothideomycetes, Mycosphaerellales, Mycosphaerellaceae. The transcript has 4 exons. Bases 1 to 1194 code for a protein of 397 amino acids. Gene Ontology annotation, molecular function: metal ion binding; agmatinase activity. The record is from RefSeq and is a predicted model, not a curated record.
AUGCUGAAGCGAUUUGGUACUUUGGCCGCUUUGGCAGCGGCCGUUCAGUCCCACGGCGACCACGGACACGAUCAAGAGCCACUGGCCGGCCCUCACAAGAGCUUGUGGUAUAACACUCUUCCAGGAGAUGGAGGAACUCAAGCCGACUCCGUCUUCUCAGGCAUCUCGACCUUCGGCCGCUUAGAGUACUCCCCCUGCCUCGCGACAGAGAACGUAAAAUACGACAUCGCCUUCAUCGGCGCGCCCUUCGACACAGGCACCUCCUAUCGACCAGGUGCAAGAUUCGGUCCCUCAGGCAUCCGCCAAGGUAGCCGCCGUCUCAAUCUCUACGGCGGAUACAAUGUGCCACUCGAUGCAAACCCGUUCAACAGCUGGGCGAAGGUGAUUGAUUGUGGAGAUAUUCCUGUGACUUCAUACGACAAUGAAUGGGCCCUCAAGCAGAUCGAAGAAGGCCACAACAGCAUCCUCAUGCGAGCUCCCGCAACGAGUGCAGACGAGGCCGGCAUCUCCAAGCACGGCAAGACUCUGCCACGAGUCAUCACCCUCGGAGGUGACCACACGAUCACGCUUCCUUUGCUCAGGAGCAUGAACAGAGCCUAUGGUCCCAUCACAGUCAUCCACUUCGACUCCCAUCUCGACACCUGGAAGCCGAAGGUCUUCGGAGGAGCACCCUCCAAGAUCGCCAGCAUCAACCACGGCACCUACUUCUACCAUGCGGCAAUGGAGGGUCUCCUUCGCAACGACACCAACAUCCAUGCUGGUAUCCGUACCACCUUGAGUGGUCUGUCGGACUACGACAACGAUGGCUACGUUGGCUUCCACAUCGUUGAAGCUCGUGAGAUCGAUACCAUUGGCACUGAGGGCAUCGUCAAGAAGAUCCACGAGCGUGUGGGCCACAAGAACCCAGUCUACCUCUCCAUCGAUAUCGACACUCUGGAUCCAGCUUUCGCUCCAGCGACGGGUACUCCAGAGACGGGUGGUUGGUCUACGAGAGAGCUUCGCACUAUUGUUAGGGGCUUGAAGGGCAUCAAUCUUGUGGCAGCUGACAUCGUCGAGGUCGCGCCGGCGUACGAUACCAACGCAGAGCUGACAACCAUGGCGGCGGCGGACACUUUAUACGAGGUCAUGAGCUUGAUGGUGCUUAACGGACCUUUGACGAAGGUUGAGGCAGUGGAGGCCAAGCAGGAGGUGUAA